AUGACAGGCAGUCAACUGGAAGAUAAUCACCCAGAACAUGAUGGGUUGAAUGAGGGACCUGAGAUGUUAUAUGCGCGGAUGGUCGAUGCCCAACCGAGCGAGCGCGAACCAAACUUUCAGUCCGAUAACGCGAGAUCCUUCUAUAUGGGAGAAUCCUUUAGUCUCUCGUUCGUGGUUAAUUCAAUAUACAACAACUCUGGUCAUGGCACCAGCGUUAAGCGGCACUACCCUAUACCCACCAAUGUGUCAGAGCACGCGCGCGACGCGGCUGAAGGAUUGAAGCACUCCGAUCCAGCGACAAUCUCGUAUCUUGAGAUGCGGGGCUCAUUCUCACUACCGCCACAGGAUGUUCGCAAUGAGCUCAUCCGCGUUUUCUUCACUUCCUUUCACCCGGCAUAUCCUGUCCUUGACCGACAAGCAUUCUCUGCUUUGUAUCGUGAGGAAAGAGUGUCAUUCCUUGUCCUGCAGACGAUAUUCUUCCUUGCCUUCACAAGCUGCAGUGACGACUUGGUCGAGAGAGCUGGAUAUCCGAACCGACUCACUGCUAGAAGGACAUGCUAUCUUCGAGCCAAAGCACUUUAUGACAUGGAUUACGAGAAGGACAAAGUGCAGCUCACGGCCGUGCUUUUUUUGCUGGGUUUCUGGUGGGAAGGCCCUGAGGAUCAGAAAGAUACUUGGCAUUGGCUUGGGUCUGCUAUUGGUCUUGCGCAGACUUUGGGAAUGCACCGAUCCACUGCAAAUUCUGGCAUGCGGCCUUCGCAUCAAUCUUUAUGGAAAAGAAUCUGGUGGUCCAUCUAUACUCGUGAUCGGCACGCUGCUGCUUCUCUUGGUCGACCAACGCGUAUAAAAGAUGAAGAUUGUGAUGUUGAAAUGCUGAAUAAAUCCGAUUUCCUGAUCGAUCAAGACUUCGAUAACAACUUAAUAUGUGAACAGCACGACUUUCACGUCAAUUAUACGAUCGAAAUGUCAAAGCUCGCAGCCAUUUUGGGCAAGGUCCUCACCGAGCAGUUUGCACCCCGGAGAUAUGGCAUAGGCGAUAAUCGAGAAACUCUCCUGCAAGAGCUUAAUCAAUUUGAGUUCCAGUUGCCAUUGCAGUUAAGACGACAGCCAGUGGACGAAACUAUGACUGCAUCUUUCUGGUCAUGCAUGCUGCAUGCAAGCUAUCAUAAUUGUCAAAUUCUUCUAUUUCGACCCGGGGGUCCUCAAUCAGCCUUCCUGGGCGAAGUAGAGAGCGAGAAAAGAGCUAUGAUAGCGGCGGAUCUGACCACCCGUAUAGCUGAAGAUUUGCUAGCUGCUGGAACAUUAUCAUAUGGCCAGCUUCACCUUGUUCCCGCCAUAUUCGCAGCUCUCUCCAUACACUCCGUUGCCAUCCGCCGCAAAGAUCCUAUCAGGCGUCAACUUGCUGAAAAUCGAGCUCGUCAGUGCAUGCUUGCAAUGAGCGAACUUGCUAAGUCUUGGCCUGUAGCGGGUUGGAUUCUUCGCCUUUUCAUCAACUUGAUGAAAAAGCUCACAGACCAGAAUGUGAGAUACGAUAGUAAUUUGGAUCGAAGCAGGCAAGAUCGAACUGGAUAUCGCGGGGACUCGAGCAUGGACUCCCCAUCAGCAGCCACCAGGUCAGGGACGACUAGAACCAUGCAAAUGGGCCAUGGUUUAGGUAACCUGAUUAAUCAACCGGUUGAGGCUGAUCAACUGUCCGCGAGAGUGGAGGAAUGGAAUGCGAUCCAGCAAUCGGAUCAACUGUUAUCUGAUGUAAUAUGGGCACCAGAUCAGAAUAACUUUGAUUUUGAUCUCCUGUUUCAGGGGCAGUCGAAUGGAUCGUUGCCCUUCAAUUUCGGAUCACUCGCAGAAACCUUUGUUCCCGAAUACGUCGACACCGGGAUCCAACAUGCCUCAAAUCGGAAUAUUGAUCACCUUUUGGCGGAGUCCAGUGGGUAG
This is a messenger RNA of Penicillium arizonense, 1935 nucleotides long. RefSeq names its product fungal specific transcription factor domain-containing protein. Gene Ontology annotation, molecular function: DNA binding; zinc ion binding. The record is from RefSeq and is a predicted model, not a curated record. Lineage: Eukaryota; Fungi; Ascomycota; Eurotiomycetes; Eurotiales; Aspergillaceae. Bases 1 to 1935 code for a protein of 644 amino acids. The transcript has 6 exons. Gene Ontology annotation, biological process: DNA-templated transcription.